Saccharomyces eubayanus is the source of this 2934-nucleotide messenger RNA. It is a transcript of the gene MCM3, whose product is annotated as MCM DNA helicase complex subunit MCM3. Lineage: Eukaryota; Fungi; Ascomycota; Saccharomycetes; Saccharomycetales; Saccharomycetaceae. Gene Ontology annotation, biological process: DNA replication; double-strand break repair via break-induced replication; DNA strand elongation involved in DNA replication. The coding region runs from base 1 to 2934 and encodes 977 amino acids. Gene Ontology annotation, molecular function: single-stranded DNA binding; single-stranded DNA helicase activity; ATP binding. Gene Ontology annotation, cellular component: nucleus; MCM complex. The transcript has a single exon. The record is from RefSeq and is a predicted model, not a curated record.
AUGGAUAGCUCCACGGGUUUCAACGGAGAUGCUACCACUUUCUUCGCUCCAGAUGCUGUGUUUGGUGACAGGGUGCGUAGAUUCCAAGAGUUUUUAGACACCUUCACCUCGUACAGGGAUUCUGUGAGGUCCGUACAGAUCUACAACCACAACAACGGGACAAACUACAGCGAGGACCAGGAUGAUGCUGGCGAACAGGAUCUGCCCGGCGAUGAGGACGGUGACGACCUGGAGAAGGAGAAGAAAACCGCGUCCUCCACUGCAUUGAACAUACUCCCUCACAGAAUUACCAUUUCGCUAGACGACCUGAGGGAGUUCGACAGGUCCUUCUGGUCUGGAAUCCUGACCGAACCCGCGUACUUCAUCCCACCGGCUGAGAAGGCGCUCACCGAUCUGGCGGAUUCCAUGGACGAUGUCCCACACGCAAAUGCUUCUGCGGUAUCGUCUCACCAUCCCUGGAGACUUUCGUUCAAGGGUUCAUUUGGUGCGCACGCCCUGUCCCCGCGUACCAUGACGGCCCAACACUUGAACAAACUAGUCUCUGUCGAAGGUAUCGUCACUAAGACCUCGCUGGUCAGGCCAAAGCUUAUCAGGUCCGUCCAUUAUGCGGCCAAGACCGGUAGAUUCCACUACAGAGACUACACGGACGCCACCACGACCCUCACCACGCGUAUCCCCACACCCGCCAUCUACCCAACAGAAGACCCAGAGGGCAACAAACUAACCACGGAAUAUGGGUACAGUACUUUUAUAGAUCACCAGCGUAUCACCGUGCAGGAAAUGCCCGAAAUGGCGCCCGCAGGUCAACUCCCCAGAUCCAUAGAUGUCAUUCUCGAUGACGAUCUUGUGGACAAGACCAAGCCCGGUGACAGAGUCAACGUCGUGGGUGUAUUCAAGUCGCUGGGUGCUGGGGGUAUGAACCAAUCCAACUCUAACACGCUGAUCGGGUUCAAGACGCUGAUCCUAGGUAACACGGUAUACCCCAUGCAUGCAAGAUCUACAGGUGUCGCCGCAAGGCAAACUUUGACAGAUUUCGACAUCAGAAACAUUAACAAACUGUCCAAAAAGAAAGACAUCUUUGAUGUUUUAUCUCAGUCCCUGGCACCCUCCAUUUAUGGGCACGAUCAUAUUAAGAAGGCUAUCCUAUUGAUGCUCAUGGGUGGUGUGGAGAAAAAUUUGGAAAACGGUUCCCAUUUGAGAGGUGACAUCAAUAUCCUGAUGGUGGGUGAUCCCUCAACCGCCAAAUCACAACUGUUGAGAUUUGUGCUGAAUACGGCAUCUUUGGCUAUUGCCACCACCGGUAGAGGUUCUUCCGGUGUGGGUUUGACCGCGGCAGUGACCACUGAUAGAGAAACUGGUGAAAGAAGAUUGGAGGCCGGUGCCAUGGUUUUGGCCGAUCGUGGUGUGGUGUGUAUCGAUGAGUUUGACAAGAUGACCGAUGUAGACAGAGUCGCCAUCCAUGAAGUUAUGGAACAACAGACCGUGACAAUUGCCAAAGCAGGUAUCCAUACAACUUUGAAUGCUCGUUGUAGUGUCAUUGCUGCAGCCAAUCCUGUAUUUGGUCAAUACGACGUCAAUAGAGAUCCUCACCAAAAUAUUGCGCUGCCAGAUUCGCUUUUGUCUCGUUUCGAUUUAUUGUUUGUUGUCACAGACGAUAUUAACGAAAUCAGAGAUAGGUCCAUUAGUGAACACGUUCUAAGAACACAUAGAUACUUACCCCCAGGUUACUUGGAAGGUGAACCAAUGAGGGAACGUUUGAAUUUAUCAUUAGCCGUUGGCGAUGACGCCGAUAUCAAUCCUGAAGACCGUUCCACUUCCGGAACUGGUGGGGAAAAUGAAGGGGAAGAUGAGGAAGACCAUGUUUUUGAAAAAUUCAACCCACUAUUGCAAGCGGGUGCUAAAUUAGCCAAAAACAAGGGUGAUUAUAACGGUACCGAAAUUCCUAAACUAGUCACCAUUCCAUUCUUAAGAAAGUACGUUCAAUAUGCCAAGGAAAGAGUAAUUCCACAAUUAACACAAGAGGCGGUCAGUGUCAUUGUGAAAAAUUACACUGAAUUAAGAAACGAUGAGAACACCAAAAAAUCACCUAUCACUGCAAGAACUUUAGAAACUUUGAUUAGAUUAGCUACAGCACAUGCUAAAGUCAGAUUGUCCAAAACUGUCAACAAGACAGAUGCCAAAGUGGCUGCUAAUUUGCUAAGAUUUGCCCUACUAGGUGAAGAUAUUGGUAACGAUAUCGAUCAAGAGGAAAGCGAGUAUGAAGAAGCCUUGUCUAAGAGAUCACCACACAAAUCGCCUAAAAAGAGACAAAGAGUCAGACAGCCGGCAAGUAAUUCAGGGUCACCAAUCAAAGCUACCCCAAGAAGAUCAGCGGCACCGUCCGUCAACGCUACACCAUCAUCAGCGCGUAGAAUACUACGUUUCCAAGAUGACGAAGAACAAGGUAGCGGAGACGAUAACGAUAUCAUGUCGCCACUUCCCGUAGAUGAAGAAGCCGAAUUACAAAGAAGACUCCAAUUGGGGCUGAGAGUAUCUCCAAGGCGCAAAGAGCAUCUCCACACAUCAGAUGAAGGUGCCCCAGGGCCUCUUACUGAAAUGGGUACCCCAAGGUUACCUAACGUAUCUUCUGCAGGUCAGGACGAUGAGCAACAACAGUACCAACAGCAACAACAGUCGGUGAUAUCUUUCGAAAACGUGGAACCAGGUACUAUCUCUACUGGUAGGCUAUCCCUGAUCUCGGGUAUAAUUGCGCGUUUGAUGCAAACAGAAAUAUUCGAAGAAGAAUCAUAUCCUGUGGCCUCUUUGUUUGAAAGAAUCAAUGAAGAACUACCGGAGGAAGAGAAAUUUUCCGCUCAGGAAUACUUAGCGGGACUGAAGAUCAUGUCCGACAGAAACAACCUAAUGGUUGCUGAUGAUAAAGUUUGGAGAGUAUGA